Messenger RNA from Mycena indigotica, 873 nucleotides. RefSeq lists its product as uncharacterized. NCBI's taxonomy places the organism in Eukaryota, Fungi, Basidiomycota, Agaricomycetes, Agaricales, Mycenaceae. Bases 1 to 873 code for a protein of 290 amino acids. The record is from RefSeq and is a predicted model, not a curated record. The transcript has 7 exons.
AUGGGCGACCCCAAGAUCAGCAGCCAUCAGUUAGGUGCCGACACGAGCAAGAAGGCACCAGCCCCACCCAAGAAGGCAGCGCCACCGCCCAAGAAGAACGACGCCGGCAAGAAGGCUCCACCCCCAAAGCAGGCGCCACCGAACAAGGCACCACCUCCAACCAAUGGGAAGAAUAACGGCAACAAGCCGCCUCCGCCACCCGCGAAGACCGACACUGACCCCCAGUCGUCCCUCACGCUCCUCCCCGAGGUUGUGGCCAAGGGCUUUCUUGAUAAUGGACAGAACCCGCCGGUGAAGGGUCAGACGGCGUCCACGACAAGCAAAAACAACUACAUCAACUUCUGUGCAAAAACGCUAUCGACUGUGCCGCUGACGAAUGGCAAGCAGGUGACGGGUGGGUCGUGCAACCCAACACCAAUGGGGAUGAUUCCAUCGGUCGAGCACAUGCCUGCGGCCAAGUUCAACUUCCCCCGCAACACGGAUGUGAUCAACGCAAAUGUGCCAUUCAACGCAUCACUCAACAUUGCGAACUUCCAGACUGGGGUGUUCACCAACGCACAGAAGACGUACUUUGCUGCACCGCAGACGCUUAAUGCACAGGGACAGAUAAUAGGCCACACGCACAUUGUAAUUGAAAAGCUCACAGCGCUCAACCAAAUUCUGCCUACGGACCCAGGCAAAUUUUUCUACUUCAAGGGUGUUGAUGGCCCAGUCAAUGAAUUUGGUGAGGCACUUGCACUUGUUAGCACUGGGGUCCCUGUGGGCUUUUACCGUAUGUGCUCGAUCAACACAAGUGCAAACCAUGCACCUGUGGUUGGGCCCAUUGCCCAGCAUGGCAGCUUUGAUGACUGUGCAUAUUUCACCGCAAAGUAG